AUGGCUCAAUUUGUCCAGGUCUUGACUGAGAUAGGCGACUUCGGUCGCUUCCAGAUAAUGCUACUGAUAUUGUUGAGUAUCCCCAACUUCCUGUCUGCCUUUUACAUGUUUGCCCAGGUUUUCAUGGUCCUUGAUGAGACCCACUACUGUUCAGUGGCUUGGGUCAAGAACCACACUUUCAACCUAACUUCUACUGAUCAGCUGAACCUGAGUGUGCCUCUGGAUGCUGCUGGCAAGCCUGAGUCCUGCCUCAUGUUCCGGCCACCCCCUGAUAACGCCAGCCUGGAGGACAUCCUCAGCCACCGGUUCAAUGAGACACAGCCUUGUGCAGCUGGCUGGGACUACCCUGAAAACAAGUCCCAGUCCCUUACAAAUGAGUUUGACCUGGUUUGUGAUCGGAAGCACCUGAAGGAGACCUCACAGUCAGUGUUCAUGGCAGGGCUCCUCGUUGGAUCUGUCAUCUUUGGGCCCCUCUGUGACAGGAUUGGCCGUAAGAUUACUAUCCUGGUGCAGCUGCUACUCCUAGCCCUCAUUGGCCUGUCCACAGCCUUUGUGCCUAGCUUUGAGCUCUACACAGCCCUGCGCUUUGCUGUGGCCACUGCUGUCGCUGGAUACACCUUCAGCAACGUCACCCUACUUACAGAGUGGGUAGGGCCCUCAUGGAGGACCAAAGCUGUUGUCCUGGCCCACUGUGCCUUCUCCAUUGGGCUGAUGGUACUAUCAGGACUUGCCUAUGGCAUCCAGAACUGGCGGCUCUUCCAAAUUGCUGGCACUGCCCCUGUCUUGCUGCUCUUCUUCUAUGUCUGGGCCCUCCCAGAAUCUGCACGGUGGCUCCUGACCCAGGGGAAGGUAGAGGAGGCAAAACAAGUGAUUCAGAAGGCAGCCUCAGUCAACAAGCGGAAACUCUCCCCAGAGCUCCUGAGCCAGUUGGUUCCAGAGAAGAAAGGCCCUUCAGAGAAUGCCCUGGAUUUGUUCCGAUACCCCCAGCUCAGGAAGGUGACCCUGAUUCUCUUCUGUGUCUGGUUUGUGGACUCUCUGACAUACUUUGGCCUGAGCCUUCAAGUAGGAGACUUUGGCCUGGACAUCUACCUGACACAGCUAGUCUUUGGAGCAGUUGAGGUGCCUGCCCGCUAUUCCAGCAUCUUCAUGAUGGAGAAGUUAGGCCGCAAGUGGAGCCAGCUGGGGACUCUAGUUCUGGGUGGCCUCAUGUGUAUCACCAUCAUCUUCAUCCCUGCAGAUUGGCCUGUGGUGGUCACUGUGCUGGCCAUAGUGGGGAAGUUUGCCACGGCUGCUGGAUUUACCAUCUCCUAUGUGUACUCUGCUGAACUCUUCCCCACCAUUAUUCGGCAAACAGGCAUGGGGCUAGUUGCCAUCUUCUCAAGGAUCGGGGGCAUCCUCUCACCACUCGUGAUCCUGCUGGAAGAGUACCAUGCGGCCAUCCCUAUGCUUAUCUAUGGCAGUCUUCCCAUCAUGGCAGGCUUGCUCUGUGCCCUACUACCAGAGACACGUGGCCAGACCCUGAAAGACACCAUAAAGGAUAUGGAGCAGGCAUCCCAUGAACGGUCUGCAAAGCCAGUGCACUCAGAAAAAGGAACGGAGGCCAUAGAAAGAGAUCCCAACCCAGAGGUGGCCUGUGUGAGCAGCACUUACUUCUGA
Orycteropus afer afer is the source of this 1656-nucleotide messenger RNA. RefSeq names its product solute carrier family 22 member 13 (gene SLC22A13). Gene Ontology annotation, cellular component: membrane. The coding region runs from base 1 to 1656 and encodes 551 amino acids. The record is from RefSeq and is a predicted model, not a curated record. Gene Ontology annotation, biological process: transmembrane transport. The transcript has 10 exons. Lineage: Eukaryota; Metazoa; Chordata; Mammalia; Tubulidentata; Orycteropodidae. Gene Ontology annotation, molecular function: transmembrane transporter activity.